Molecule: messenger RNA, 6638 nt
Organism: Dermochelys coriacea (leatherback sea turtle)
Lineage: Eukaryota; Metazoa; Chordata; Testudines; Dermochelyidae
Gene: KCNT1
Product: potassium sodium-activated channel subfamily T member 1
Exons: 32
Coding region: 137-3934 (1265 amino acids)
Biological process (GO): potassium ion transport
Cellular component (GO): membrane
Molecular function (GO): intracellular sodium-activated potassium channel activity
Source: RefSeq, a predicted model, not a curated record
UGUUAGUGACCAGUGGCAAUGGCUCACCUGGAGCCGGACUCUCCUUGUAAACAAUAGCCCUGGGCAGCCUCCAGCCACGCAGCACUCCCAUGCUUGGCUCCGUGUCGCCUGACCGGGCACCCUCGCCGCUCUGCAGAUGCCUUUCUCAGGGGAAGAGAGGAGCCUUCAGGGGGUCUACAAGUCAACGGUUCAGCAGCAGGAUGGGCAAGCCCUGGCAGCUGGGGAGGUGUCUGUGUGCGCCGAGUGCUACACUAACCAGACCUUCGUCUUCGAUGAUGGCAGCUCCCACAGGCUCUCGUCGCCGGGGGGCUGCGGCGGCAGCAGAAGCGGGGUCAUCCUGGACAUCGCCUCCCUGAAGAUGAACGAGCUGGAGUCCGAGGUGCUGCCCCUGCCGCCCCGCUACCGGUUCCGGGACCUGCUGCUGGGGGACCAGGCCUUCCAGAACGACGACAGGGUACAGGUUGAGUUCUAUGUAAAUGAAAACACCUUUAAAGAACGUCUCAAACUGUUCUUCAUCAAAAACCAAAGAUCAAGCCUAAGGAUACGGCUUUUCAACUUCUCCCUGAAGCUUCUCACCUGUCUUCUCUAUAUUGUACGUGUUCUGCUUGACAACCCAGCAGAGGGAAUAGGAUGCUGGGGAUGCGAAAAGCAGAAUUACUCAACCUUCAACCAGUCGUCUACAGAAAUAAACUGGGCUCCAAUCUUAUGGGUGGACAGAAAAAUGCCAUUAUGGGCAAUACAGGUUAGCGUAGCUUUAAUCAGCUUCCUAGAGACCAUGCUUCUCAUCUAUCUCAGCUACAAGGGAAACAUCUGGGAGCAGAUUUUUCGUAUUUCAUUCAUCCUUGAAAUGAUCAACACGGUGCCCUUUAUAAUCACAAUAUUCUGGUCCCCUUUACGGAAUUUGUUUAUUCCAGUUUUUCUGAACUGCUGGCUGGCCAAGUACGCCCUGGAAAACAUGAUAAAUGACCUGCACCGAGCAAUACAGAGGACGCAAUCCGCCAUGUUCAAUCAGGUGCUGAUUCUGAUUUGUACCCUGCUGUGUCUUGUUUUCACAGGAACCUGUGGCAUCCAGCAUUUAGAAAGAGCAGGUGACAACCUCUCCCUCUUCAAGUCCUUCUACUUCUGUAUUGUCACCUUCUCCACCGUGGGCUAUGGAGAUGUGACCCCAAAGAUCUGGCCCUCGCAGCUGCUGGUGGUGAUAAUGAUUUGUGUUGCCCUCGUCGUGCUGCCCCUCCAGUUCGAGGAGCUUGUGUACCUCUGGAUGGAACGUCAGAAAUCAGGAGGGAAUUACAGCCGCCACCGAGCACAGACAGAGAAACAUGUUGUCCUUUGUGUCAGUUCCCUCAAGAUUGACCUCCUGAUGGACUUUCUGAACGAGUUCUACGCCCAUCCCCGGCUGCAGGAUUACUACGUAGUGAUACUUUGUCCAACUGAGAUGGAUAUACAAGUUCGGCGGGUCCUUCAGAUUCCUCUGUGGUCUCAGCGAGUGAUAUAUCUUCAGGGGUCUGCAUUGAAAGAUCAGGAUCUCAUGAGAGCAAAGAUGGAUAACGGAGAGGCCUGUUUCAUUCUCAGCAGUCGAAACGAGGCGGACCGCACGGCCGCGGACCAUCAGACCAUCCUGAGAGCCUGGGCUGUGAAGGAUUUUGCGCCUAACUGCCCCCUCUACGUUCAGAUUCUAAAGCCUGAAAACAAGUUUCAUGUCAAGUUUGCGGAUCAUGUGGUCUGCGAGGAAGAGUGCAAAUACGCCAUGCUGGCUUUGAACUGCGUCUGCCCAGCAACUUCAACGCUCAUCACCCUGCUGGUUCAUACAUCCAGGGGCCAAGAAGGCCAGGAGUCCCCGGAGCAGUGGCAAAGGAUGUAUGGGCGCUGCUCAGGCAACGAAGUAUACCACAUCCGCAUGGGAGACAGCAAGUUCUUCAUGGAAUACGAAGGGAAAAGCUUCACCUACGCUGCCUUCCACGCACACAAAAAGUAUGGCGUCUGCUUGAUCGGCAUCAGGAGGGAAGAGAACAAGAGCAUCCUGCUGAACCCUGGGCCGCGGCACAUCAUGACUGCGUCUGACACCUGCUUUUACAUUAACAUCACUAAGGAGGAGAACUCUGCCUUCAUAUUCAAGCAGGAGGAGAAGCAAAAGAAGAAAGGGUUUUCAGGGAGAGGGAUCUAUGACGGCCCAUCCAGGCUGCCUGUUCACAGCAUAAUUGCAAGUAUGGGUACAGUAGCCAUGGACCUGCAGAACACGGAAUGUCGCCCUGUUAACAGCAGCAAGCUGACCCUGCCAGCUGAAAACGGAUCAGGUAACAGACGGCCCAGCAUUGCCCCGGUCCUGGAGCUAGCAGACAGCUCUUCCCUCCUGCCCUGUGAUCUGCUCAGUGACCAGUCAGAAGAUGAGAUGACUCAGUCAGAUGACGAAGGACUUACUGUUGUAGAAUAUGUGAAAGGCUACCCCCCGAACUCGCCCUACAUUGGGAGUUCUCCCACUUUGUGCCACCUUCUACCUGUAAAAGCCCCUUUCUGCUGCUUGAGGUUGGACAAGGGCUGCAAGCACAACAGUUAUGAAGAUGCCAAGGCCUAUGGGUUUAAGAACAAAUUGAUUAUAGUUUCAGCAGAGACUGCUGGGAAUGGCCUGUAUAAUUUCAUCGUUCCUCUCCGUGCAUACUAUAGGUCCCGGAAAGAGUUAAACCCAAUUGUAUUGCUACUGGACAACAAGCCUGAGAACCACUUCUUGGAAGCCAUCUGUUGUUUCCCCAUGGUUUACUACAUGGAAGGCACGAUUGAUAACCUAGACAGUUUGCUGCAGUGUGGGAUCAUUUAUGCUGACAACUUGGUGGUUGUGGAUAAGGAAAGCACAAUGAGUGCAGAGGAGGAUUACAUGGCAGACGCAAAAACAAUUGUCAACGUCCAGACCAUGUUCCGGCUGUUUCCAAGCCUUAGCAUCAUCACUGAGCUCACCCACCCAUCCAAUAUGAGGUUCAUGCAGUUCAGAGCAAAGGACAGUUAUUCCUUGGCCCUCUCCAAACUUGAAAAGAAAGAGCGAGAGAAUGGCUCCAACCUGGCAUUCAUGUUCCGGCUCCCGUUUGCUGCCGGCAGAGUGUUCAGCAUCAGCAUGUUGGAUACAUUGCUCUAUCAGUCAUUCGUGAAGGACUACAUGAUCACCAUUACGAGAUUGCUGCUGGGCCUUGACACCACGCCGGGUUCUGGCUACCUCUGUGCUAUGAAAAUCACUGAGGAUGACCUGUGGAUCCGGACAUAUGGCCGUCUCUUCCAGAAGCUUUGCUCUUCCAGCGCAGAAAUUCCCAUUGGGAUCUACAGAACUGAAUCACAUAUGUUCUCAACCUCCGAGCCUCAUGACAUCAGAACUCAGUCGCAGAUCUCAAUCAAUGUCGAGGAUUGCGAGGACACAAAAGAUGUCAAGGAACACUGGAACAUUAAGACAAGCCAUCACAGGAACUCCUGUUCGAGUGACCAGUCGGAGCACCCCUUGCUACGGCGUAAAAGCAUGCAGUGGGCACGCAGGCUGAGUAGGAAAGGAAACAAGCACUCAAGCAAAACAGCGGAGUGGAUCAGCCAGCAGAGGUUGAGUCUAUACAGGAGGUCGGAGAGGCAAGAGCUUUCAGAGCUUGUCAAAAACCGAAUGAAACAUCUGGGUUUACCUACAACUGGAUAUGAGGAUGUAGCAAAUUUAACAGCCAGUGAUGUGAUGAAUCGGGUAAACCUUGGAUAUUUGCAAGAUGAAAUGAAUGACCAUCAGAACACAUUAUCCUAUGUCCUGAUUAAUCCGCCACCGGACACACGACUGGAACUCAGUGAUAUAGUGUAUUUAAUACGAUCUGACCCUCUAGCGCAUGUAUCCAAUGACUCCCACAGUCGAAAAAGCAGCUGCAGUAACAAGUUGGACCCAUGCAAUCCUGAAACAAGAGAUGAAACGCAGCUCUAAACAACCUUGCCACUGACCAUGUCUUCUUCUCAUAUUGCUAAUGCAUGGAAUUGUAAGGGAAUUUGCUAUAAACUUUACCCAAAGGGAUGAAUUCUUUGGGGACAAAAAUGGAUUCCAGGUGGAAUACUGAAAAGACAAAGUCCAGUAAACAUUAAUUGUCAGUGGGUUCCAAUGCCCUGGCAGAUUCCUCCGCAUUGCACUAAGAAAAUGAAAUUCCCAACCUGGAUUCAAGCUGCUUAGAAAGGAAGCUCCUCAAACCUCGGAGUUAAAGGACAGCUGGCCAAAUAAAAGGCUCGAGGAUUCAUAGAGUUAUUUGUUUUUAACUUUUUUUUAAAAAAAUAUAUACCGCAACUAGUGAAACAGUCAUCGUCGGUACUAGCAGAUGUGUCUGAAGUGAACAGAGACUACCACUGAUUGACUAGAAGGAUUGGGCUGAAAAAACCCCCAAACACUGCAGGUCACAUUCAAGUGGAACGGGGAAGUGUUAGGGCAAGAGAGAAAAUGAUUAUGUAGCCUUUUUAUUUAUGUUUUCAAUGGUAUCCGUCCUGCUACAGGCUACCGCAUGUUCUUCAGCAUUCGUUGCCUUGUUUUCCAUUAUGGGGAAAGAGAGAGAGAUGGGGAAGGGAGAGAGGUGACUGAGCCAUCACUCACUUGAUUAGCCAUAUCCAGUUCUGGUACGAUAGCAAAUCGUACCAUUGGAAGCUCCAGCAAGCGGCUGAGGUGGGGCAAGAAACCCCUUAAUCUACAGGGCUGCUGGAAGUGUGUGAUUUGUCCUUAGGCACUGCGGCUUCAUGCCACAGUCAUUAAUCAUUCUGUCAAAAGGCUGUGCCAAAUCCACCGCUUCUUUUAAACUGGCAAAGGGAGGACCCGCCCUGUGCCAUUUAUCUGUAUUCAUAUCUACAUGGAAACGCUGGUCCAAUAGGCUAGUGCUGCUAGGCCCCCAGGCUCGCACCCACGCCAAGACUUUGCCACCUCACUGCAUAUCAAAUACCAGCUCUGUCUGGCAGGCAGUAUUAUAUAAACUGGCAACCGUCCUAGUCUAGCCAUACGUAGUUGAGGAUUAAAGUAUCCUGGAGGGCAAGAUGCAGUUUUACAAACAAGGCUGCUGUAUUAACACACAAGUUAGGAUAACCGAAGAAUCUCUUACCUAGCUAGAAGAUAAGUACAGCUUUAGUGCCAGCUGGAUCGAACGUGGCCAGCACCUGUCUUCUAAAUACUUCAUUAAAGCCACAAAGGGGGGGGGGGUCACUGUUGCCAUCGCCAAUUAGCACUGCAGGCCAAUGGAAUGGGGGCUAGGGCUGAGCUACAAUGCUUUACUUUACCUUUUCCUAAGCAGUUGGUUACAAAAGGCCAUAGGCCACUAACUGCCAUUUUAGGCACUAAGUCUGCUAUUAGUGACCCCCGGGCCCUCACAAAACUCCUGCUCAGCUGGUGCCACAACCUACUCGGUGCCUAAAUUUUCACUGUAAAAGACCCUACAUGCCUAGUAUUGUGCCUUGGAGCAUGUGUGCUGUUGCCUUGCUCUGGGGGGGGGCCUGGAUGCCUGUGCCCGUGCCCCCGCGCUAUUCACAAACCAGGGCAAGCGAGACAUUCCCUCAGCUCACUGGCCAGGCCCAAGCUAGUAGGUGCUCAGAGAGCGCCCAGCAGAGUGGCUCCCUGGCCACAGGACCUAGUGCUGCUGGCCCCCACAUUAUUGCUUAGCACACACACCUAACCUAGGAGACACCCCCCCCCCAGCUUCAAUCCCCGUCUCAGCUUGAUGGGGCAAAAGGCUUGGCACGGGGUGUGUUCUGACACUGAGCUAUGGGAUGGGGGGCGUCUUUUGCUCUCUUUUUGGUUGCAGCUCUUCCAUGCUGGAUAACUAUUUAGUGUCAUUGGUAGAAGGGAACUGGAUCUUGGAUCUCCCACCACUCAGCGGGGAGGCCCGAGGCAGCCAUCUCAAGCACAUGUGCUCAGUGGGCCAAUGCUUAUUUAAUCCCAAGUGGCCCAGGCUUUAACAAGCUAGAUAGUGGGAAACCCACAUGAGCAUGUCCCAUAGCUCAGAGGGUAGAACACUCCCCAGGGAGGUGGAAAAUCCAUGUUCAAACCCUUGCUCCCUACUAAGCAGAAGGGGGGAAUUAACCCUGGGGAAUGUGGGUCUCCCACAGCCUGGAUGAGGGCACUAAUCACUGGGCUAAACCAGGGGUAGCAGCAUCUCUGCCUGUAGGAGGGGGUUUGCGCCUGUGGCUUCCCAGCAGUGCUAGGUGCCUCAUUGCAGCCCAGACUUAGGCACUGACCUCCUUGAGAGAGGUGCGGGUCUAGGGCACCCUUCUCAUUGCUCUCUCCCAUUGACUAACCUCCUGCUCAGCAUGCCUGCUUUUGUGGACUCCACUCCUAGGUGCCUCUCUUUUCCCCGUCAUUGUAAUAGAGUGUCAAGGCUUCGAACCGGCCUUUGUGAUGCCCAGUGAUUUUUUUUUUCCCUAGAUGCUUAAAAGCGACCCUUGCAGUGCUCGACAGGCAAUGGCCAAGUCUCUGCAACUCUGGUCCAAAAUUUAGUCAAUAGGCCUCAUUUCAUAACUGAGAGUCCACGUCUACAAACACUAACACAUGUAGGUAGGUUAUGCCAGUGAGCUCAUGUCAUUACAGAACUAGGCCGUAAGAGAAAAUCUGGGGGCUCCAGGAGGGAGUUUGGGUGCAGGAGGGGGUUCAGGGCUGGGGCAGAGGG